AUGCCAUCUUCUUUACGACGAUUACGGAAGGAUGAGCAGAGCCACGCUUGUUUCUGUAAUCUACAAUCCAAACUGUACGUAUUCCUUGGGGUUUUCCCUGGGCAACUGGACAAAUCCAAUAAAUUAUUAUUAUUAUUAUUAUUAUUAUUAUUAUUAUUAUUAUUAUUAUUAUUAUUAUUAUUAUUAUUAUUAUUAUUAUUAUUAUUAUUAUUAUUAUUAUUAUUAUUAUUAUUAUUAUUAUUAUUAUUAUUAUUAUUAUUAUUAUUAUUAUUAUUAUUAUUAUUAUUAUUAUUAUUAUUAUUAUUAUUAUUAUUAUUAUUAUUAUUAUUAUUAUUAUUAUUAUUAUUAUUAUUAUUAUUAUUAUUAUUAUUAUUAUUAUUAUUAUUAUUAUUAUUAUUAUUAUUAUUAUUAUUAUUAUUAUUAUUAUUAUUAUUAUUAUUAUUAUUAUUAUUAUUAUUAUUAUUAUUAUUAUUAUUAUUAUUAUUAUUAUUAUUAUUAUUAUUAUUAUUAUUAUUAUUAUUAUUAUUAUUAUUAUUAUUAUUAUUAUUAUUAUUAUUAUUAUUAUUAUUAUUAUUAUUAUUAUUAUUAUUAUUAUUAUUAUUAUUAUUAUUAUUAUUAUUAUUAUUAUUAUUAUUAUUAUUAUUAUUAUUAUUAUUAUUAUUAUUAUUAUUAUUAUUAUUAUUAUUAUUAUUAUUAUUAUUAUUAUUAUUAUUAUUAUUAUUAUUAUUAUUAUUAUUAUUAUUAUUAUUAUUAUUAUUAUUAUUAUUAUUAUUAUUAUUAUUAUUAUUAUUAUUAUUAUUAUUAUUAUUAUUAUUAUUAUUAUUAUUAUUAUUAUUAUUAUUAUUAUUAUUAUUAUUAUUAUUAUUAUUAUUAUUAUUAUUAUUAUUAUUAUUAUUAUUAUUAUUAUUAUUAUUAUUAUUAUUAUUAUUAUUAUUAUUAUUAUUAUUAUUAUUAUUAUUAUUAUUAUUAUUAUUAUUAUUAUUAUUAUUAUUAUUAUUAUUAUUAUUAUUAUUAUUAUUAUUAUUAUUAUUAUUAUUAUUAUAUUGA
This is a messenger RNA of Necator americanus (New World hookworm), 1047 nucleotides long. RefSeq lists its product as uncharacterized. The record is from RefSeq and is a predicted model, not a curated record. Lineage: Eukaryota; Metazoa; Nematoda; Chromadorea; Rhabditida; Ancylostomatidae. The transcript is spliced from 2 exons. Bases 1 to 1047 code for a protein of 348 amino acids.